AAUAAUGCAAGCACUGGUCAGCAUAUAUAAACCUUGUUCUCCCUCUUUUAAUUUCUCCUUAUCCCCACACAAACCCCAUAUCUCAAUUCCCUUUCUGAUAAGGAUCUAAGCCAUUCAUUAAUAAUGGCUGCAGAACAUGUUCUUGAGUUGUUAGAUACCUACUGGUUUCAAACAACAGUUCUAUCAAUUUUAUCCAAAAAAACAGAUAUUCCAACAUCAUCACACAACCACCAAGAUCAUGUUUUGGAACAACUUUGUUUGGAUCCAAAAAAGCUUCUUAGAGUUCCAACACUUCAAGUGAGGUCCUUCAGUGACCAAAACUUAUUAUUAGGUGAUGCUUCUUUCUCUGAUGAUUCUCCGUCACUGGAUUCUGUUCUCCUCACACCACAGAAACUAGGGCCAAUUCUCUCUGGCAAGGAAGUGGGUGAAGAAUUUUCAAUGGAGGAGGAUAAAAUCAGUGCCAAAAUCCAUGCAGAUGGAGAAGAACAUAACAAAGAAGAAGCUUCUACAAGGAAGAAGAAACAAGAAGGUCAAAGAAUAAGAAGAAGAAGACUCAACAGAGGGAAAAGUAGUAAGAGCCUUUCAGACCUUGAGUUCAAGGAGCUAAAAGGGUUCAUGGAUUUGGGUUUUGUGUUCUCCGAAAAAGACAAGGACCCAACUUUGGUUUCUCUCAUACCAGGGUUGCAAAGGCUUGGAAGAUCAAAAGAAGAGGAUAAUAAUAAUGGAGAAGAAGAAGAAGGUGUUGGUGUUGGUGUUGGUUUAGAGAAGCAAAAAAUUGAUGAAACUGUGAUAUGUAGGCCUUAUUUAUCUGAGGCUUGGGGUGUAUUAGACAAAAGGAACAAGCUUGUGAAGAAUCCAUUGUUGAAUUGGAGGGUGCCAGCACUGGAAAAUGAGAUUGAUAUGAAGGAUAAUCUUAGGUUCUGGGCUCAUACAGUUGCAUCCAUUGUAAGAUGACAAUAAACAAGGAUGUUUCUUUUUUUUUUUUUUGUUAUUUUCGGUCAAUGUUCUAAGUACAAUGUUGUUGUUUUCCUUGGAAAGUCUUCAACUGUAUAAAAAUUUUGAUUUGAUCUCACUAUCACAGCUAGAUUCAUGGAUGUACAUUUAUCAAGUUAUCAUGUUUAUGUACCUAAGAAAGAGUUUCUUUUUUCUUAGUGCAGUUUUGUCAAUUUGUCUGCAAAGUUUAGCAGAGAAAGAGAGGAGGUACUUCUGCAAUGAGAGAUAAGCUUUCAUCAUUGUUUUGGUAUAUGGCCCAUUUUUCCAUGAUGUUGAUAGGGCAAUAAUUGAGACAAUUUUCUUAUUGAGAAGAAU
This is a messenger RNA of Arachis stenosperma, 1308 nucleotides long. RefSeq lists its product as uncharacterized. The transcript has a single exon. Bases 124 to 954 code for a protein of 276 amino acids. Lineage: Eukaryota; Viridiplantae; Streptophyta; Magnoliopsida; Fabales; Fabaceae. The record is from RefSeq and is a predicted model, not a curated record.